Messenger RNA from Pseudomassariella vexata, 1089 nucleotides. RefSeq names its product hydantoin racemase. Lineage: Eukaryota; Fungi; Ascomycota; Sordariomycetes; Amphisphaeriales; Pseudomassariaceae. Bases 106 to 969 code for a protein of 287 amino acids. The transcript is spliced from 2 exons. The record is from RefSeq and is a predicted model, not a curated record.
GAUUUUGAGGUUCUCGUGACUAUGAUGCAGUUUUCAUUACUUAACUGUGAUACUUGGAGCAUCUUAUUGGCUCUCAAAUACUCUCAGUCAAGUAUAUAGGUAACGAUGCAUCAAGUGACUUCAUCAAACCGCCAACAGUCCUGCUCAUUGAGCUCUUCUACUCGUGAUCGACACGGGAUGCCCACAAUGUCCACCAAACUCGUCCGCGGCAAGCGGACCAAGAUUCUGGUCCUCAACCCCAAUUCAUCACAGUCAAUGACCGAUGGAAUGCAGGCCGUUCUUGAUUCUGUAGAUUUGCCACAAUCUACCGAGAUCUACACCUACACCGGCCCCGCAUCCUCCCCCGCCAGCAUCAAUGACGGUGACGACAUCAAACAAAGUACAGAGGCUGUGCUAUCAGAUUUCGAAACUCAUAAUGCAUUCGACGGCAUCCUCGUCGCCUGCUUCAGCGUCCACGAUCUGGUCCCCAAACUACAGUCAAUCCGGGCUUUGCCCAAAGCCGUGACUGGAAUCUUCGAGGCUAGCAUUAUUACUGCCCUCUCACUCCUGGGACCGGGGCAGAAAUGGGGCAUUGUUACCACCGGCAAGUUUUGGGAGAAGCACUUGAGUGAAGGUGUAAUAGGAUUCCUCGGGUCGGAGGGCGGGAAUAGCAACAGCAAAUUUGCAGGCGUUGAAUCCACUGGUUUGAAUGCCUCGGAUUUCCAUGAUGGGGUUGAUCCUUCUGUGGUCAGAGAUAAGUUGAAGUCGGCUACGAAGAGGCUAUUAGCGAAGAACGACGUGGGGUGCAUCGUCAUGGGUUGCGCGGGCAUGGCUGGUCUCGAGGAGAUCAUACGCAGUGCGGCGGCUGAAGUGUCUGGCGAUGUCUUUGCGUACGAUAUUUUGCAUGUGGUGGAUGGCGUACGGGCUGGUAUCAUGCAGGUUGAAAGCAUGAUCAAGAACAAUAAGUUACGGAGGCAUUGGGGCUCUUGAGAGAGAGCAAUUUGUAAUUCGACAGUGUUGGGCUAUUUUGGUACCGAGCUUUUACACAUAUCUUUCAAAAAUGAUUCAUAGUAUCCUAUUGGAUUCAGACCAAUUUUUUUUUUGUUUUUA